This is a messenger RNA of Fibroporia radiculosa, 1377 nucleotides long. RefSeq lists its product as uncharacterized. The coding region runs from base 1 to 1377 and encodes 458 amino acids. Gene Ontology annotation, molecular function: 2-oxoglutarate-dependent dioxygenase activity. The transcript has 4 exons. Lineage: Eukaryota; Fungi; Basidiomycota; Agaricomycetes; Polyporales; Fibroporiaceae. The record is from RefSeq and is a predicted model, not a curated record.
AUGGCUGCCUCCGUUGCGCCACCCAGCCUGCUCGCCGUCUCCUUGCACACUCUCCAGCAUGAUUUGGCCUCGAAUAUCCCAGAAAUACAAUCCUGUCCCGGCGAGCCAGCGGGCACCUUACAACAUGCUGUGACAAAGUUGACGGACGGAGAGCUGCCACUCGACGAGGACACAUGUCUUGGUCUUGAGCAUGUCAUAAACCUGGCUUAUGACAAGAUGGCUUCGUCGCCUCGCCAGUCCUCCACAUCCUGGAGAAGAUUGUACACGGACGCAUGCAUCCUUCGGUCUUUGGCAGACAUACGGUCUCUCCUUCUCACGGAGGAUGUACAAUUAGCAAGAUCGUGUAUUGCCAGGCUGGAUCAUGCGAUCGUCAUUGCAGGCGCCCCAGGAGAAUGCAGGCUGGAUUUGAUACAUAUUCUCAUCACCCAGGUCCAAUGCCGCUGCUUAGGAUUCCAAGUCGUCACGUCAUCCUCGCACAUGGUACAACCCGUCUUUAAUAGCACAAUGCCAGAGGAGCAAUUACUGCCGAUCGUUGAAUCUGCCUCCGAGUCUGUGCCUCGGCUGCAAGCUCCGCCAUCUCUGACUGCUUUCAUCUCCCAGUAUUCUCGACAUCCUUUCAUCAUACCUGCAUUCAUCUCCGACUGGCCCGCAAUGACCCAACAUCCAUGGGAGUCUCCUGCCUACUUGCGCUCGGUUUCUGGCCCAGGUCGCGUCGUGCCCAUUGAAGUCGGAAGUGACUACAGAAACGACGACUGGACACAGCAGAUGAUGUCCUGGGAUAACUUCUUGGACGCUCUCCAACCUAAUCGCUCUCAGAAGGGGCAGCCAAUUUUGUAUCUCGCCCAACAUAACCUACUGACCCAGUUCCCCCAACUCCGGGAUGAUAUCGUAGUUCCCGAUUAUGUCUACGCAUCAUUGUCGGCACCAGAUGACUACCCCCAGUAUUGUCCGCCCGGGAAUGACGACGAGCUCAUCAUUAACGCUUGGCUUGGCCCCGCUGGCGCCGUGUCCCCAGCGCACACGGAUCCCUUUUAUAACUUUUAUGCACAGGUAGUAGGUCGCAAGACCGUGUGGCUAGCCCCACCAGAUGCAUCUCCGUCCAUGUACCCUUAUCCCCCACCCUCCUCGACUGCGCAUGAUUCACCUCACAACCCCGCGGCAAACAACACCAGUCCAUCUAUGAGCAACACAUCCCAAGUGGACGUCUUCCAGUCGCGCGCGGGUGCAGAGGAGACAAGGCCGAUGUUUUGGAGCGAUGCAGUGCCCCGCGCUCUCGCAGUGACACUGGAGCCUGGGGACCUGCUGUUCUUCCCGCCGGGGUGGUGGCAUGCCAUGCGCAGCGAAGAGACGAGCUUCUCGGUAUCAAUGUGGUUCUGA